Schistocerca nitens (vagrant locust) is the source of this 3823-nucleotide messenger RNA. RefSeq names its product oocyte zinc finger protein XlCOF6-like. Gene Ontology annotation, cellular component: chromosome. NCBI's taxonomy places the organism in Eukaryota, Metazoa, Arthropoda, Insecta, Orthoptera, Acrididae. Gene Ontology annotation, molecular function: chromatin insulator sequence binding. The coding region runs from base 7 to 2085 and encodes 692 amino acids. The record is from RefSeq and is a predicted model, not a curated record. Gene Ontology annotation, biological process: regulation of transcription by RNA polymerase II. The transcript has 10 exons.
CGUAGUAUGGCUGCCGAUAGUCUUAUUAGCAAAACAUUUAUUAACCUAGAACUAUUUCUACACAAGGUUGCACAGCUUGGUGUAUUUGAAGCACUCAUUUUUAAUUACAAACUGAAAGUCGGCGUUUUGGAACCUGCUAGUAAUCUUUUUAAGCCUAUUGUCAACGAGCUUAUAAACGAAUUGCAGUUGGUGAUUCAGGAGCAGGCCCUUGUUGGAACAUACAGUCAACCUGCAGUAACAUCGCCUCAACAUUUAAAUGGUGUUAGGAUUGAAACGUGCAGCAGCAAUGAAGAAGGGAAGACUGAUACCACUAGAACCAACGAGUCUGUCGUCUUAUCAUUUUGUGAAAUUGAUUACUCAACAAAAGACAUUCAGAACCUAACAUCUCUUCAUAAUGUGAACGAAGCAGAGUCAACAAAUCAUGAAACACCCUCUAACUUUCAGGACGGGGAUGGGAAUGGGAAUGAGGGUGUAGUGACAGAGAAUAUCGACAGUCCAAAAGAGAAUGUCAAAGCCUGUAAAACAUUACGCCGAAAGCAAAAAGAUGAGCGCUGCUGCAAAACAGAAAAUGACGUUAUAGGGAAAAGCUCUCAUAUGCAAGAUACCGGCAACAAUGAUUCUAGAAGCAGAUUUUUCAUGUGUCCAGUAUGCAACAGGAAAUUUCUGAAGGAAAGUCGAUUGGCAGCACAUUUAUCGAAGUGUGGCAAGGCAAAGGGCAAGGCAGAAACGAGGUUUUGUGAAUAUUGUGACAUGGGAUUUUCUUCACAACGUGUGUUAAAUUUACAUAUUGAAAGGAUUCAUAAACUGCCUUUGGCAUCAACUGAAUCUGCUUCUACCGCUGGAGAUACAAUAUCUCUUAAGGAUGAUUUUCCAGAUGAUUUACCAUUCUUCUGCUGUGUUGUGUGUCAGUCUGCUUACAAGUCUGUAUCUGAUUUUGUGACCCACGCAUGCAAGGACGCCAGUCUCAAACUAGGACGAGAGGCAGUAGCAAGUGCUGAACACCUGAGACAGCUUCGCAAAUUUCUUUGUGGCCUUUGCCGAGAAGAAUUCAGAAGUUUGGCUCGAACAUUGUACCAUCUGGCACGCUGUUCUGGUGGCCCAUAUCGCUGUGAGCUCUGCCCAAACAAGUAUGAUUAUCCACGUGAACUCAACCAACAUAAAAGCAAGGCACACAGGGGUGCAAAUAGCUUUUUCUGUGAUGAGUGUGGUUUAAAUUUUAAGCUCAGAACAUCCUUGCAGAAACAUAAAGUAAAUCGUCAUGAGAGGCACGAGAGCCUUUUCACAUGCGAUGAAUGCUCGAAAACAUUUACGAAGAGAAUACAUCUAACUAGGCACAAAAUAUGUUUUCAUCGGUUUGAAAGGAAAUUCUUAUGCCAGGUGUGUGGCAAAAAAUUCUCAACCCACAGCAGUUUAAGUGCUCACUUGGACACACAUACAGAACUCAAGAGAUUUUCAUGUACCUUCUGCAGUCGCAAAUUCCGACAGAAAGAAAAACUGAAGUUCCACAUCAGAAUACAUACAGGAGAACGCCCUCACCUGUGCCAAACAUGUGGCAAAGGAUUCAUAAGAAAAUCAAAAUUGGAUGAUCACAUUCGGCGGCAUUUGGGAGAGAAACGAUACAGUUGUGAUCUUUGUCCCAAGUGCUAUGCCAGUAGUUGGGACCUUAAGUUGCAUCGGAAGAAAUGUCAUCCAGAGGUUGAGUCUUCAAAUCCCCCUAUUGAAGCUUCAGCAUCUACUGAAGCUCCUUCAGAACUGACACCAGUUGCUGACAUUGAUGAUCCAGAUGAGCCACCACCAUUACCUGUUCCACUCUCUGUUGAAACUGUUGUACCACAGCAGCAAUCAACAUCUAGUACACCACCUGUGCUAGUACAGCUUGAUGGAGGACAUGCAGGCAUGUUGACAUUAACUGAUGCUGUACAGUUAGGCCCAUUGAUGGCAGCUGAUGGGACCACAGCAAAUGGAGGACCAACUCUUGGAACAACUGCCCAGUUUGUGCAACCACCUCCUACAGAGGCCUUUGGACUUCAACCUGGACUGGUCUUUGUUCCAGCAACUUUUGAUGUUAGCAGUAUCACUUAUUGAUAACUUAUAAUAUGAAAUCUGGUUUUAUUGUGCACUGCUCCCAAUUGUAAGGCUUGUGAUUAGUAUAACAUUGACAGUGUUUAUAAUUCCUCAUAUAAGUGAUAACAUUUCAGUUGUCUGUAUAAUGUAGUGAUUGUGACUGUAGCAUUGCAUAUCAUCUCUGCUAAACAAAUAAUGAGUCAUAAAAUGAAAUAUUUAUUACUCAGGUGACACUAAUUUAAUUUAUAAUCUGUUUCCUUUUCUUUUUACACCCUAAUGAAGUGAUAAUGUGUCACUACAUUGAGUGUACUUGAUUACACUCAAUACUGAUGUGUGAAGGUUAUAUCCCCUCACAAAUGUGCAAGUUUCCAAAUUUUUAAUAAUGUUUCCUGGUGUACCAAAAAAUGACAAUGAUGAUCACACCAAGUCCCCGAGUGGAGAGUAAAUCUUGCUGUUGGUAUCUUUGUAUUACAUCCCUCAUCCUCUGUGAACAUUUACAGUGGCAUGAUAUUUUGAAAAAGCUGUCUCAGUAACCACAGAAAUUCACAGUAACAUACGGUACAAAAAAUAAAUAAUUUUUGAAAAUACUAUUGCCUGUGUGUAACAUUUGAAACAAUAUAGAAGUCGCAUACUACCAGACUUUGUUGGUAUCAUCAUCUACUGCCAAUCCUCAUUCUUGGCAGCUGCACAGAAGGCUUUUCUGAAAGAAAUCAAACUUUAGGAAAUUUACAUGUAUUCGUAAGUUGUGUAGGUAACUUUUGUUCUACAACCUUAUUUUGUGAUAGCAUUAUUUUAUUUUCAUUAAUCUUAUGUAGUUCACCAGCAGUAUUUUGUUACUAAAUUAAAGGUCUACCAUGCAGACAUAUUCUCAUAUUUUAUCCCAAAAUAUCAAAAAAGAAAAGAAACAGCAGAUAAGAUCUAUCACAAAACUCAUGGUACAUUGUGAAGUUCUUUUUCAUCAUUGUCAUAGACACAUACCGAGCGAGGUGGCGCAGUGGUUAGACACUGGACUCGCAUUCGGGAGGACGACGGUUCAAUCCCGUGUCCGGCCAUCCUGAUUUAGGUUUUCCGUGAUUUCCCUAAAUCGCUCCAGGCAAAUGCCGGGAUGGUUCCUUUCAAAGGGCACGGCCGACUUCCUUCCCCAUCCUUCCCUAAUCCGAUGAGACCGAUGACCUCGCUGUCUGGUCUCCUUCCCCAAACCAACCAAUCAACCAUAGACACAUAUCUUGCACAAAUGUAUGUUCAUUGUCCAUUUACUUACUCAUUUAUAUGGGGUGGCAUGUGUGAAGGCACAGAAUUUUUGCUGAUUAUGGGCGCUAUUAGCCAAGGGCAGGUAGCGUCACCACUAGUGUCUCCUGCGACUCAAGGGGCAUUGUGUCAAAUGGCACUUAAUUAGCAAACACCUGUGGCAAAACUGAGACACCAAUGUAGGGGCCUGGUGACUGCCCUGGUGACUCGAAGUUGCCCAGACCCCUCACGGGGUAUUGUGGUAAAUAGGGCCCAUGACCCGUAAGACACUUACGUCAUCACUUUUCUUCCACUGGGCCAGUGCACACGCAUGGUGCGUCACUCUGGCAGCUGUCCUCCAGUAGCUCGUGUACAACGGUACUGUGUACGCUGUACUUGCACUGUGUUACAAUAUUGUUAACUUAUGAAUAUGUAAAUACUGCCUCGAGAACUCAGGGAGCUGAAUAAACUCUUUGAAAGGAAAAUAAAUACAGAAGAUUUAAUUGUUGAGAUACACAAAAAUCAGUACUUU